UGCGGCGACGGCGUGUGGCCGCCGGAGGUGGUGGACAAGUCGGUCGGAGUGCGAGUGGCCGGUCAGUCGACCGAGCGACCGGAGCUCGGACUCCGAGUCCCGGUCAUCGGCCGUCCGCUGGCCGACGCCGACGCGUGGCGCCCGGCCAAGAAGGCAAUGUCUACGCUUUCUCUCUUCCCCGGCAGCAUGCUCCGGCGUCUGGCCGGCCGUCGCCAGACCGCUGGCGUCGGUCUGCACCGACCGGCAUCGAAGCGCCUCGACUCGGGACUCGUUUUCUCCAUUCUGCCCGCUUUCGUGGCCGCUCCGCUGGUCGCCAACGAGUCGGCCACACCUUCCGGCCUCGAGCGGACGCAGAGGCGACUCUCCGCCGACGACAGCCUCUUCGUGCCCACCCUCGGGCCCGGCUUGGUCAGUCGUCACGGCAACACAGCCAGAAGGUCGACGUCACCCAGCAACCGGUCUCGACAACUGGACACAGGAACCACGACCAGAGACAAAGUCGAGGAGGCGCCGGGCAGACGUGACGACGAGAGCCCAAUCAACAGUCCCGGACUCAGCCGCCAGGCGCGACAUCAGUUGCCAUCACGACAGGCCGACGUCUCCAAAGCGAAGCAGUUGUCGCCGGAUGGGGGCUUGAAAAGUCGAGGCGCCACGACUAGGAAGAGCCCGACUGGCAAGACCAGCGGGCACAGUUCGACGGGCCGACCGAAAGAGACGGCGUCCACGUCGGCGUCGGUGUUGGUGAAGAGGACAAACGGAAAGAGGACGCUUCGUCCGAGCCAUGCGAAAGGCCGGGCCCGGCCGGUCGUCGGAGCGCCGGUCGGGCAGCAGACGAGGCGAAGUGCAGGGCCUGAAAAGCCCGAGAAGCCCGAGACGGUGGCGGCGAGAGACAGGACUUGCGUCGGAGAAGGCAAUGACGGCAAAAGUGCGGCCGCCGCGAGACUCGAGGCCAGGCAGUCGGAGGAGGAGGCGGUGGACGGACCGGAGUCGCCUCUGCCGCCGCCCGCAGGCAACAUGCACAACUACAUGUUGACGCAGAAGCAGACGCUGCAUCGCAUGGUACAUGUCGGCUGGCGACCCUGUCCCCUCGCCAGCCAAAAGCCCGGCGCUUCCGGCUCCGGUUCCUGUUCCUGUUCCGGCUGCAGUUGCAAUUGCGGUUGCAGUUGCAGUUGCGGUUGUAAAAACGACGGCGACGGCGACGGCGACGGCAACGGUGACGGUGACGGCGGUUCGACGGCCCGGCAGACCAACAGCAGCAGCUCGUGCGUCUGUUCCGCCUCGCAAGAGACCGAAAACCCC
This is a messenger RNA of Protopolystoma xenopodis, 1299 nucleotides long. The record is from the annotation of a GenBank genome assembly. NCBI's taxonomy places the organism in Eukaryota, Metazoa, Platyhelminthes, Monogenea, Polystomatidea, Polystomatidae.